ACCCGCCUUCCAGGGAGGUGGGUGGAGCCAUGGCGGUGGCCGUGGGAGGGCCGGACGUCUCUGUGCUGUGGGACUCGCGAAGAAACAAAUGGCAUCUGUCUCAGUGGACUGCUGUGAGGACUGAUGACUAAACCUCAUCUUAAUAUGGCAUAUAGAAGAGUAAAUGGGCAUGGACAGUCCCUCACAUCUAAACCCUCUCAUAUUGAUUGUGGAAUCCAUCAGCUGCGUAGAACUGGAACACAUAACAUCUGCAUGGUGUCUGAUUUUUUUUAUCCAAAUAUGGGAGGAGUGGAAAGCCACAUAUACCAGCUAUCUCAGUGUCUUAUUGAAAGAGGACACAAAGUCAUAAUUGUUACCCAUGCUUAUGGAAAUAGAAAAGGUAUUCGAUACCUUACCAGUGGCCUCAAAGUAUAUUAUUUACCGCUAAAAGUCAUGUACAAUCAGUCUACAGCAACAACCCUCUUUCACAGUCUGCCUCUUCUCAGGUACAUAUUUGUUCGGGAGAGAGUCACCAUAAUCCAUUCACAUAGUUCUUUUUCUGCCAUGGCCCAUGAUGCACUCUUUCACGCCAAGACAAUGGGCCUACAGACAGUCUUCACAGACCAUUCUCUUUUUGGAUUUGCUGAUGUCAGCUCGGUGCUUACAAACAAACUUCUAACUGUAUCACUUUGUGAUACAAAUCAUAUAAUUUGUGUCUCUUACACUAGCAAGGAAAACACUGUUCUAAGAGCAGCAUUGAAUCCUGAGAUAGUAUCCGUCAUCCCCAAUGCUGUAGAUCCUACUGACUUCACUCCAGACCCAUGUAGAAGGGAUGAUAGUGUAAUAACUAUUGUUGUUAUCAGCAGGCUUGUUUACAGAAAAGGAAUUGAUUUGCUUAGUGGGAUAAUACCCGAACUCUGUCAGAAAUAUCCAGAUUUAAAUUUCAUAGUUGGAGGAGAGGGGCCAAAGAGAAUCAUUUUGGAAGAAGUGCGGGAAAGAUACCAACUACAUGACAGAGUACGUCUUCUGGGAGCCUUGGAACACCAGGAUGUUAGAGAUGUCUUAGUUCAGGGGCACAUCUUUCUAAAUACUUCUCUUACUGAGGCUUUCUGCAUGGCAAUUGUGGAAGCAGCAAGUUGUGGUUUACAGGUUGUGAGUACCAGGGUUGGUGGAAUUCCUGAGGUACUACCAGAUAAUCUUAUCAUUUUAUGUGAACCAUCAGUAAAAUCUUUGUGUAAUGGCUUAGAAAAAGCUAUUUCUCAGCUGAAGUCAGGAACAUUGCCAGAUCCACAAAAAAUCCAUAACAGAGUGAAAACAUUCUAUACCUGGAGGAAUGUUGCAGAGAGAACUGAAAAGGUGUAUGACAGAGUGUCUAGGGAAGCUGUGUUACCAAUGGACAAGCGGCUGAACAGGCUGAUCUCUCACUGUGGCCCAGUGACUGGCUGCACCUUCGCUUUGUUGGCUGUGUUGAACUUCCUCUUCCUCAUUUUCCUGAGGUGGCUGACUCCUGAUUCUAUCAUUGAUAUUGCGGUUGAUGCUACAGGACCGCAGGGGGCCUGGACCCAGCAGUAUUCUUUUAGUAAAAAGGGGGAAGACAAUAAAGAGAUUUCAAAAUCAAGGUAGAAAGAAGCCUGCUUUUCAAGAUUUUUAAUAGUUCAAUAAUUCUUCCAAAAUAGUUUGAAAUAACUUUACUUUUUUUUAUAUUGGUUGAGAAAUUUAUGCUACCUCCAGUUCAUACUAUGUUUGAUUUUGAGUCAAGAUCCUGAACUUAUGCAAUUUCCUGGGACGAAAACUCUUUGCACUUGUUUAAAAUUCAGAAGGGAAAAUUUUGAGCUACUCAGGUGUAAAACUUCCAAGACUACUGAAUUCACUGUAACAGUGGUGUUUUAAGAUUAUACUUUGGGGGCUUGUGGGCACUGAUGGGCCAAGUUCAUUAUUAUCUGGAGUUUUCUUUGCCAAUGUUGAAUAUUGUUCUUUUUAAUAUGAAUUUGAAAUUCAUAAAGCAUUUAUAGAAUUUGCUUGAUGUAUUUUAAGUACAGUACUUGUAGCAUAUGUGCUGGGUAUAUAUUCAGCAAGUGUUAAUUCUUCAACCAUUAAGAUGGGCACCUUGACCAGUAAAGCAAUAUUUGUUGAGCCACCUAUUGUGUGCAGAACACUAUACUAGAUGCUUUCUAUAGAACACUGGGACCACUUACUAGCAUAGUAGCAAUUUAUUAAUGGUACUGAAAAAUAGCAUGCCUCCAAAUGUUUUUAAUGUGUCCCAAAAUAACUCUUAAUCUCAGUAAAUUGCUAGCAAGGGCUGGCUGAAUAAUCCUGUUGUACUGUUGGAGACACUCAUCUAGGCAGUGCCUUUGUCUUUUUGUUUUUGUGUUUUUAUAAAUUUUAUUUAAAGUUGGCCAUUAGUUUCAAAUGAAAUUUGAAAAGCUCAUAUGGAUUUUUGUCCUUCUGGAAAUGCUAACUUAAAAAUGAAGAAUGAGAUGUACUUUACUUUUAAAUAUUUGUUAAAUAUUUAAAAUAUUUAUUUAAUAUUUAACAAUAAAUAUUAAAUAAAUAUUUAUUAGGGACCGAUAUCACUGUUUAGCAUAGGGCAGAGGCACAUUCCAUUAGCUUUCAUAUAUAACUUAGUCCUUUUUCUGCAGAUGACUCAAUUUUAAUCUGUCUUCAGCAGAAUUUAGUGGUUGUUCCAAAGAUGGUGAUAAUUAUGACCAUCUGCAGUGCUACACAUUUAAUCGUGGUCAUUUAGACUUCUCUUCCUUUGUGAUCUUGUUUACAUUUGAAUAAAUACUUUGAAUGGUAGUAGUUCAAUGGUUUUUUCCUCUGGAAUUUUUGGUUCUCAACAAAUACAAACUGAAAAUUAUCAGGAGAUAGGCACUGUGUUGAUGGAUGUGCUCCGUUAUAAUAGUUUUUGCCUCAGAGCCAUGGGUUUCCUAACCCCAAACUAUCCCUAUAAUCUAUAUCUUUAAUUUAGUGAGCAUUUCUUUGAAAACUUGAGAAUUUUUUCUCAUAAAGCACUGUUUGACAUUAAAGAGAUGAUGACUUGUGCAGACUUAGACUCAGCAUUCUGGCUAUGUACCAGAUAUUUUCAGAACCUUUUUUAAUGACAGAACACAAAAGUUUGGAUAGUUUUUGUACAAGUAUCCCGUGCUGUGAAUAUUUUAAUUUCUCUUCCCAUUGUGGUAUAAAAAGAACACUGCAUUUUGUUUUUACUGAAAAGGGCUUGAUGAAAAGAACACUAUAAAAUCUUAAAAUUAGUUUUUUCUCCUUUGUUGAAGAAAAGUAUUGAUUAUUGGUAUUAUUAUCUAAAAGUCUUGACAUUGACUUUUCCUUUUAUUAGACUGUGCUGGAUGAUAUGAAUAUGAAAUGUGAGUGUCAGUAUAUUGGGGAAAAAAUUGUUGAGAAAAUGUUGAAUUUUGGCUUUAUUGAUGCCAUUAAUCAGUUUUUUAAAAAGCAUAUUAUUAUCUUUCCUAACAUUUAACGUUCCUUUUGAAACAUUCUUUAAAAUUGUUAAACAUUCAUGCCUUAAAUUAAGGUAGAAAAAACUUUACAAUUCCUUAACAUGCUAUGGAAAUUAAACUAAUUUUUCUUUUAAUGAAUCAUGAAAGAAGUGAAACUUGCCUUCUCCUUUUGGAUUCACAUUUCUUGAGUUUCCCAAAUACACUUAUUUUAAUUGUGUUACAGUUGCACUGGUCAGUAUCUAGAAACAUACCAUAUUGUUCCUCUCUUUACUCUGGCAUUGUAAAAAAAUUAACUUGCUUUGGUAAAGCAUUUAGAAGAAAUCCUAUGCUGAUUUGCAUAUUGGAGAAGUUAAACUAAGUUUUGCUCAAUGAAAAGAUAUGCUAUAUUUAAAAGUCUAAUAACUAAAAACAAUUCUUUUUUUGCCAGAAAAGUGUAGUUCAAGAUGAGAAAUCUCUCUUUUAGCACUAUCAGAUUAUCAUUUGUUGGUUAGUAAGGAAAUUCCCUUAAAUUACUUAUUAUGCAACACAUUUUUUCUUCUAAUCAUGUGGAGUAGCAGGUUCUACUUUGUUCCUGCAUUCUGUGCGUCCAACAAGUACUAAUUUUCCUUUAAAACAGAAAUGGAUGGAAGAUACUUUCUCUCAUGUUUUUGAACUACAUUAUUGUUGUACCAUGUGAGAGAUUUUAAGAGGAAUUUGUAUUUAGGCUUGGUUAACAUAAGUUGAACUUUUUUAUACAUUCUUUUUUUUCUGAAGAUGCUAUAGAUAAGACUGAGUGAGAACCUGACUUGUUACAAAUGAAUUAGAUUUAGAUUUGUAAAAUUUUUCUAAAUACAGAAAGAAUGCUUUGGAGCAAAGAUUAAAAUUUAAAAGAAAAAUGACAGAGCCAGUUUAGUCAUUAAAACAACACACUGUACACAUGUAUGCACUCCUAUUUUCCACCAAAACAUUUGUUUGCCAUUGUACAGAUCUAUGCUUACUUUUAUGAAGUAUUUUUAAAAGCCUCCACAGUAUUCAUGUAUUUCUCUAUCCGUUCUCAAAAUUUAGAUGGAUUAAUAUUAAACUAUAUUGUGACUAGGGUUUU
This is a messenger RNA of Vombatus ursinus (common wombat), 4515 nucleotides long. RefSeq names its product phosphatidylinositol glycan anchor biosynthesis class A (gene PIGA). NCBI's taxonomy places the organism in Eukaryota, Metazoa, Chordata, Mammalia, Diprotodontia, Vombatidae. Gene Ontology annotation, cellular component: glycosylphosphatidylinositol-N-acetylglucosaminyltransferase (GPI-GnT) complex. The transcript is spliced from 6 exons. The record is from RefSeq and is a predicted model, not a curated record. Gene Ontology annotation, biological process: GPI anchor biosynthetic process. Gene Ontology annotation, molecular function: phosphatidylinositol N-acetylglucosaminyltransferase activity. The coding region runs from base 124 to 1602 and encodes 492 amino acids.